AUGGACAUCGCUAAACGGUCAGGCCAGGAUUUUGAUGUAGAAAGUGUAAGAUAUGCUGUACGAUCGAAAGAAGACUAUGCAAAUCGGCUUGACCAAUUAAUCGAGGACUUCGGUUUCAUUUCGGAACAAACCCGUUAUCAUAUUACAGAAAGUGAUUCGUUUACUGGGCAAAGGCACCGAGGCCACCCUAAUAAGACCAAUAAUAAGAAUCGUCCCGCUGAUGAAAAGUAGUCUCUUUGUUACAUU
Blastocystis hominis is the source of this 246-nucleotide messenger RNA. RefSeq lists its product as hypothetical. Lineage: Eukaryota; Bigyra; Opalinata; Blastocystidae. The transcript is spliced from 2 exons. The record is from RefSeq and is a predicted model, not a curated record. The coding region runs from base 1 to 231 and encodes 76 amino acids.